Molecule: messenger RNA, 153 nt
Organism: Heterostelium album PN500
Lineage: Eukaryota; Evosea; Eumycetozoa; Acytosteliales; Acytosteliaceae
Exons: 3
Coding region: 1-153 (50 amino acids)
Source: RefSeq, a predicted model, not a curated record
AUGGAUAUAUUUAUUGCUGUUGUUGACAGUGUUACCACCGUUGUAGUUAAGUUACUUUUAUAUAUGAACCAACAAUUUACAGUUGAAGAUUCCUGUGUAAUUGGUUGUGUUGUUAUUGUUAUUGUUGCUGCUGUUGUUGUUGCAAGUAUUUAA